Messenger RNA from Colletotrichum godetiae, 1364 nucleotides. RefSeq lists its product as uncharacterized. The transcript is spliced from 2 exons. NCBI's taxonomy places the organism in Eukaryota, Fungi, Ascomycota, Sordariomycetes, Glomerellales, Glomerellaceae. The record is from RefSeq and is a predicted model, not a curated record. The coding region runs from base 173 to 1201 and encodes 342 amino acids.
GACCCUCACUUCACUGUGUAACUUGGUCUCUUCGUACCCUGCACACCUACUUCCGCGUCCAUCCAUUCAUCUGUCGUUUCCGUCCUGCCGUCUUGGGUGUUUGUAACCUUCCUAACCUCUUGGUCCCAUCUAUAAACAACCAGGAGCACCUCGCACAUCCCCAGUCGCCACCAUGACUUUCGACAACAAGUACGACCAACACCUAGAAGAGGGAUUGCUGCCCGUUGCUGUCAACGAGAAGGGGACCACGACGACAUCGACACCAUCCAGGAAGACGACGCCGCCAAACAAAAUGACUGCUACACGCCGUGUUCUGCUCACCGUCUUGGUGUGCGGCUUGAUGACCCUCAGUCUCGCCUCGGCCAUUGGUCACGGGGCAAGACCUUGCACGAGAGAUCAUCAGGAACAGGUCCUGGUGGCAGAGGGCGAGGUCAAGGACGCAACCAAAGUGGAUCUCAUUCACAGGCUCCUCCACGCCUACUUCCCCGACCGCUACCAGGAUGGUGUCUAUGCCUCGGACAAGGAAGCCAUUGCUGCUUUCCAGGCGGACGACGCCGACCUGGCUUCUGCUCUCGGGCAGCUAGAGAAGCGUCAGGACAAUGGCACCUCGAGCGCUGCUCCGGCUGCUACUCCUACGCCAUCCGCCUCCGAUGCUGCCACGCCAUCCGCCUCGUCUGCCGCGCCGACCAGUGACACCCCGGCCCAGACCCCGACUCCGACCCCGACGCCGUCUACUCCGGCCACCACCUCCGCUGCUCCCCCGGCGUCCUCCUCCGCAGAGGUCCAGCAGUCCUCCAGCACGCCGCAACAGACUUCGGCAGCGCAGACCACCGCCCAGCAGUCAUCGCAGCAACCCCCGGCCUCAAACACCCCCACGACGCAACCGACCUCAGCAGCAGCAGCCCCUACUUCUGGCACCACCCGCCAAGGCACCACCACCACCACCCCUCGCCGGACCACCACUUCGUACAGCGAGGUCAAGUCCACCUUUACGUCGACCGCCUCCAACGGCGACGUUGUCCUCGUGACCGCCACCUCCUUUGUCGCCGUCGAUCCCGAACCGGCCGCCACCUCUGGGUCCGGUUCCGGCGGCAGCAGCGGCAGCGGCGGUCUGCAAAACGUCGCCGUCCCCAUCGGCCGCGUCUCCGUCCUUCCCAUUGGUCUUGCUGCCUUUGUCGUCGGCGCCAUGUUGUUGCUGUAAUUGUAGCAACACCAGUCGGACAGCGUUCAGCACCACUUGAACGUGCAGCGUUCGAUAUUCGUCCACGUUGACGAUUUUCUGUUUAAAUAUUUAAUCCAUUCCUUUUUUUUUUCAGGCAGCGGGUUGGUUGGGCGGCACACACAUAAACAUCAGCAUCACUUAC